CUAAUGGGAGGAGGGGGUGGCUGCCAUUGGGAGUUGCAGUUCAGCAACAGCUGGAGGGCCAUUUGGAUGCUGUAGGGUGUAAGGAGAUCCAGGCAACUUAUAGCUGGGAUGCACCAAAUCCAGGAUUCCAUUCGGGAUCCAGAACCAAACCCUACAAGUCACAUGACAAUUCUUUUUUUUUUUUUGUUCACCAAUAAUGUCAUUUUUUUUUAAAUUAUAAAUGCAAAUUAGGCAUUCGCAAAACCUUCCAAGGGUUCUGUGUUGGCUAUACAUAUUUCACAUAUUUUAUUUGACGUUCAGAUAAACAAGAGAAACGAAUAUGACCCCAAAUACCUUGCAGGCUCGGAAGGAUGUGCUGUAAUAGGUACAAUGGCAUCUUAUUUGCAAAAAUGAAUAGAUAAAAACAUAGACAAACUGACAAAAGCGAACUAAACCAGUGGAUUGGCUGUGUCCCUUUCUGCACUGCCGGUUCUAACUCUUGAAACAAUGUAGCUGAUUUCAGCCUUGCAUGCAUCAUUACAGGAUUAUCCCUAAUUACAUAUAUCUAUAUUUAUAUAUAUAUGUGUGUGUGUGUGUUUCAAUGACCUGUGCCCAUAAAGUACGGGGAAUGAUGUGCCUUGGGAGGGCUGUUGUGCACUCGGCAGCCCCUGAAGCAGUGAUUCAGAGGAACUGAUGUCAUUGUAUGACGGGGUGUGCGGGUGAAUAGAGAAGAGGAGGGCUCUGGGAAGAGGAGGAGGAGGGAGCAUGGUGAUACAGCAGGACAAUACCAGGCAGAGCUCAUCAUAACAAGGCAAGUGACUGAGCGAGGCGAGUCAGGGAGAGAGGCUGCAUUCAGCAUCCAGAGCAAUGGGAAUGGGAGAUGUAGCCGGUGACCGGGGCUGGAAUGUCAGCUUGUCUGCACAUCACCGUGUCUGCUGCACCCCAGGCUUAGAGAGAGGCCUCCAGGCUUUACUGGUGCAAUAAGGCAUCUGCCCCUGCUAAUCAUUUUGCAUCUGUCUGCAGGCAACCUGGAGUAUGAUCUCCCUUCCAGACCACAAGUGAGCAGAUAAACACCCGCAGGACUCCUGGCUGCAGCACACGGCUGUUGUUGGAGGAAAGUGUCCGGAGGAAAACUGCCGUCCCCACAGGGUGCCGAGCGCAGAGGGCCCCACAUUGGCUGGUUCCUCCCCCUGCGCCUGGCCAUGGACUCUGUAUUCAGCCAUGAUCUCAGCAUCAUCACCCAUGAGACCUUUGUGCAGGACGAUGAGGAGGACUGGGUGGACAGCCCCAACACCGACCAGUCCGGAGACAUGUGCUCGGCCUCUCACUUUGCCCUAAUCACCGCCUACGGCGACAUCAAGGAGCGUCUGAGCUCGCUGGAGAGAGAGAACCUCACGCUGAGAAGGAAACUCAAAGUCUAUGAAGUCAAGUAUCCCAUUAUAUCGGAAUUUGAUGAUGAUCAGAACUUCUCUCCCUAUGACUCCAAAGAAGAUUCGCUGCUGAGGACAAAGACCUCACAACACGAGCUUCAGAAAUGUCAGGAGAACGAGGAGAAGAUAGAAGAGAUGGUCCGAACAUGCGAGAAAAUGUGUGCGGAGCGAGGCGAUAUGCAGGAGGAGCUGAGUGAAAUGAAAGGUUUGGUUCUGACCCAUGUGGCCCACAUCCAGUCUCUGGAGCAGCAGUUACAGAUGUGCACAGAACCUCAUCCCUUUCCUGGCUCGGCCCUAACGGAUCCAGACAUGCAGUAUCUGUCACUUCAUCACGGCCACGACAUGUCACACGUCCUUGACCAUGCCAUGAGCUGGCAUGCCCCCCGUAGCCUGGACCUGCAGCGGGAAGUUGGGGUGCAGAGACGAGAUGCCGAACUGGAGGAAGCGCGGAGAGAUCUGCAGAAUGCACAGCGCAGAGAAAAGCAGCUAAAGGAAGAUGUGAUGCGUCUGGAGGAAGAACUGAAACAGCUGCAGGAGGCCCGGGACCAGGAGCUGGUCACUGGACAGACCCAGCGGGAGAUGGCCUGGCUCAAGGAAGUUGGGGAUGACCAGGUAAAUCUAGCUCUGGCUUAUACUGAACUUACGGAGGAAUUGUAUCGUCUCAGAGACCUCACUGCUUUACAGAGCCGGAUCCUGAGGACACUGCUAGAAGAGCAAGCAGGUCAGAGGCAUUCACCUCCACAUCAUCACUCUCCUUGUUCCCUGCGACAUUCCCCUUCCUCCCUCCGGCACUCCCCCUCUUCCCAGCGACGCUCUCCUGCUCCACAAUGCCCCUCUCCAAUCCUUCAGCGGAGGUCCCCUGUCCCGCAGUCUCCAGCCCACCAGCGACGCUCACCAGUGCCAUCUUCUCCAUCACGACGGUCUCCUGUCCCAAUCUCUUGCCCUUCCCCUGGACCAACUGAUGUUUCCUAUUCCAAGCCGGCAACCCAUGAGGUAAAGGCCUCUUUCCAGGCCCGGCGUAGCUACUCUGAGAUCAGUGAGGCUACUCUGUACCCACGAGCACCUCGUUCCCUGUGGAUGCCCACUGGCACUGCUACCUUGCCCAAGCAGCGUUCCUACAAUGAAGGCUAUGCAGGCAGCCCCCCAGCACUCCAUUGUUUCCAGGAUGCUUCGCAGCAGUCCUCCGAUGAAGACGAAUGGAGCCCCCCAUCACCUCCUAGUCCUGAAACUGGAGCAGUACGCUGUGCAUCUUUUUGUGCAGGGUUUCCCAUCCCAGACAUUGGCAGCAGGAGAAUGUCGGCAUCAUAUUCGCGGGCAGAGCAUGCACAGUCCUGGCCAUCUAUCAAUCUGCUGAUGGAAACGGUGGACUCUGAAGUGAGAAGCUGCCCUCUUUGUCAGCUGGCCUUUCCCGUCGGGUACCCAGAUGACGUCCUAAUCAAACACAUAGACUCCCAUCUGGAGAACAGCAAGAUAUAAAGAGGAGGAGGAGGAGGAGGCGUUUUUAUCCCAGUCUUGGCCAGUGAGGUGUGACACUAAAACUAGACACUAAUUAAAACACGAGACAAAACAGAACACAACCUGGUUAGUUAUAAAGAUUGCGAGUGGGUACCAAGUAUGUAAACACUGCAAAUAAUCUCACUGCACUCUGUAUUUGUCUAUAGGCCUAUAGUGAACACAAAACCACACUGUCAUAUACUACUUUGUAUCUAUACACUGUUAUCACUUGCACUGCACAGUAUAAUGAUGCUGAGUAUCUUUAUACAUGAAUGAUGCAAUGUAUAAGAUGCUGAGUGUCUGCAUACUCAUUGUGAACACAUAACACUGUAUUAUGAUGCUGUUAACAACAUAAGAAACUGGAAAAAUACCAUGAUAGCGGAAAUACGAUACUUUUCAACCAGAUACGGGAAAUUGUACUUAAGGACUCCCUGCACUUUACACCUUGAACAUAGUGGCACCGUGUGCUGUAUUCUAAGACCCUUUUAGCCUCCUCCUCUCCUUGAAGGUGGGUCGGAGGAGCCCUUCUUGUGCCUGCUUGAGUUGUCCUGCUUCUGUUCUGUGUCAGGUUGCGAAAUAUCUCCUUUGGGGGCUCCUGCUGUCACCCAUGGGAACGAAUGAAUCUGACCUUCCUGGGAAAGAGGAGAAACCGACCUUCCAGAAACAUUACAAUGAUAUACUGCUGCUCUCACUACCUUGUAUUGUGGCGGCCAUCUUUACGUCUGGGGGGGGGGGAAUACCCUCAGACAAGUAGCAGUGUGAGGAGCAGACGAGGAAGAGACCAUAUCACUAAAUAACGAAUGUGCAAUUUAAAAGACUAACAAGGCUCUUGUUAACCCUCUCACUGCCAGAUCAGCCUGAUGAGCACUGCCGUGAGUACUCUCCUUUGCAUGCAGAGAAAUAUCCUGGCCAGGCUAUGGCAUAUAGGGGGUUAAAUAUUAUUAAGCUUCCUGAAGGGAGUGAUUUCUCCCUGACAUGUUAUACCUCAGCCCCAAUCCUGUGUGUGAUAUAUGUGUCUGUAUAUAUAUAUAUUUAUAUUUAUAUAUAUAUAUAUAUAUAUAUAUAUAUAUAUAUAUAUAUAUAUAUAUACAUGCACAUAACAUAUAUUUGUUUGUAUAAUAUCUACUUGUGUAUAAUCAUCGAGCCUGCAUAACAACAUCUGUACUUCUGGCUCUGCUGGUCCAACGUCUUCCCACAUUGUCAGGUUCGGUGGCGUUUUCGUGAGUGGGGGCGGUUGUGCAGAACAUUGUGUGAUGUGCUCUGCAUGACACCGAUGUGACGCGUUGCACUGCUUGUUGUUCCACCGUGAAGUUGCGCUUUGCAGCGUGUGUGCUGCUCUCUGUACGAUGCUGCGCUGCAGGUUACUCUGCUGCCCUCACUUCUGUCCUCAAUAAAUCAAUUAAAGUUUUCCUUUUUUUCUAA
Xenopus laevis (African clawed frog) is the source of this 4325-nucleotide messenger RNA. RefSeq names its product TBK1 binding protein 1 L homeolog (gene tbkbp1.L). NCBI's taxonomy places the organism in Eukaryota, Metazoa, Chordata, Amphibia, Anura, Pipidae. The record is from RefSeq and is a predicted model, not a curated record. The coding region runs from base 1182 to 2885 and encodes 567 amino acids. The transcript has 9 exons. Gene Ontology annotation, cellular component: cytoplasm.